UGCCUCCUUUGACCCACUGCAACCACUCGAGCCACGGCUCUGUACUUCUGCCGACGCGAAGCCCCAAACCAAAAACCAAAAGAAAAAAAAAAUCUCACUCAGGAGUAAAGGUAAAACUUAAGCCGUUGAAAUUAGAUUUAUAACCUUGUUGAGGGUACCAUUUUCUCUUGACACGUUUCUACCUUCCACGAGCCUAUAUAAACUCGUCACCUAAACCCCAGCUUCUUCAUUGUCUCAGUGAAAAACCAUCCCUAAACCAGAAAAAAAAAAUGGAAAAUUGAGUGAAAAGAAGAAAAAGAGAGUGAGAGAAAGAAAAAAAAAAGCGAAUUUUCCUCCUCUCUUUCUAGUUACUCUUUACAAUUAUGGCUGCUUAUGUCGAUAAUAGAGAAUUAAGUAGCCUUGAACAAGCUUUGAACGGUGCUUUUACCCCCUUGAAGGCAGGUCCAACUCCAACCCACCGCUCUGUGAAACACGUUUUCGUCAACCAUGAUUAUGACUCUUCCAGCGAAGAUGAAGAAAAUAAUAUCAACCAUUACAAAGAUAUGAUUAUCAAAUCCAAACACGAGCUUGAGCACUCCAUCUUGGACCCUAGAGAUGAAGCAACUGCUGAUAACUGGAUCGAGCGUAACACUUCCAUGGUCCGUCUCACAGGGAAACAUCCUUUCAACUCUGAAGCCCCCUUGAACCGCCUCAUGCACCACGGUUUUAUCACCCCAGUUCCUCUCCACUACGUUCGUAACCAUGGUCCGGUUCCUAAAGCUUCGUGGGAUGACUGGACCGUUGAAGUAACCGGUUUAGUUAAAAGGCCGAUGAAGUUGACCAUGGAACAGCUCGUGAACGAGUUUCAAAGCCGUGAGUUCCCCGUUACCCUGGUUUGCGCUGGGAACAGACGUAAAGAACAGAACAUGAUCAAACAAACGAUUGGUUUCAACUGGGGAGCUGCUGGGGUUUCCACUUCAGUGUGGAGAGGUGUACCGUUGCGUGACGUGCUCAAACGAUGUGGGAUAUUUAGCAAGAAACAUGGGGCUCUCAAUGUGUGUUUUGAAGGUGCUGAGGAUUUGCCAGGAGGCGGUGGGUCCAAAUAUGGAACUAGUAUAAAAAAGGAGUUUGCUAUGGACCCGUCUCGAGAUAUUAUCUUAGCUUACAUUCAAAACGGCGAGCGUUUAGCUCCUGAUCAUGGUUUCCCUGUUCGGAUGAUCAUUCCAGGGUUUAUCGGUGGGCGAAUGGUGAAAUGGCUGAAGAGAAUCAUGGUUACUACUCAAGAAUCUGAGAGUUAUUAUCACUAUAAAGAUAAUAGAGUACUUCCUUCUCAUGUUGAUGCAGAGCUGGCCAACGCUGAAGCUUGGUGGUAUAAGCCCGAAUACAUCAUCAAUGAGUUAAACAUCAACUCGGUGAUAACGACGCCUUGUCAUGAAGAGAUCUUGCCAAUUAACCCGUGGACGAUUCAGAGGCCGUACACUUUGAGGGGCUAUGCAUAUUCGGGGGGUGGGAAGAAGGUGACACGUGUGGAGGUUACAAUGGACGGUGGUGAAACGUGGCAAGUGUGCACGCUAGACCACCCCGAGAAGCCAAACAAAUAUGGCAAAUUCUGGUGCUGGUGCUUCUGGUCGUUGGAGGUGGAAGUGCUUGACCUGCUCGGAGCCAAAGAGAUAGCGGUUCGAGCCUGGGAUGCGACCCUUAACACCCAGCCCGAGAAGCUAAUUUGGAAUGUUAUGGGAAUGAUGAACAACUGCUGGUUCCGUGUAAAAACAAACGUAUGCAAGCCGCACAAAGGAGAAAUCGGGAUUGUUUUCGAGCACCCAACUUUGCCAGGCAACCAAUCCGGCGGAUGGAUGGCUAAGGAACGACACCUUGAAAAAUCAACCGAUGCAAACCCAACCUUAAAGAAGAGUGUCUCAUCUCCUUUCAUGAACACUGCCUCCAAAACCAUUUCAAUGUCUGAGGUCAAGAAACACAACUCAGCUGAUUCUGCUUGGAUCGUCGUCCAUGGUCACAUCUACGAUUGCACUCGGUUCCUCAAGGAUCACCCUGGUGGCAUGGAUAGUAUUCUGAUCAACGCUGGUACCGACUGCACUGAAGAAUUUGACGCAAUUCACUCUGAUAAAGCCAAGAAAAUGCUAGAAGAUUUUCGAAUCGGUGAGUUGAUCACGACGGGUUAUGCUUCUGACUCGUCUACUUCAUCGCCUAAUAACUCCGUGCAUGGGGCAUCGAACAUGAGCCUUUUAGCUCCUAUUAAAGAAGUUGCGCCCACAAGACCUGUGGCGCUAGUUCCACGUGAGAAAAUCCCAUGCAAACUCGUCGAAAAAACAUCGAUUUCUCAUGACGUUCGUCUGUUUAGAUUCGCAUUGCCAUCGGAAAAUCAAGUGCUAGGAUUACCCGUAGGGAAGCACAUAUUUUUGUGUGCCACGAUUGAUGAGAAGCUGUGCAUGAGAGCCUACACCCCAACUAGCACCAUUGAUGAAGUGGGCCAUUUUGAUCUAGUGAUCAAGGUUUAUUUCAAAGGGAUGCAUCCGAAAUUCCCUAAUGGAGGGCUGAUGUCUCAAUAUUUGGACUCUCUGCCACUAGGGUCAUUACUAGACGUGAAGGGUCCUUUGGGUCACAUUGAAUAUACAGGUCGUGGCAACUUUUUGGGUCAUGGAAAACCGAAGUUUGCCAAGAAGCUGGCAAUGUUAGCAGGUGGAACAGGGAUCACCCCGAUUUAUCAAGUCAUCCAAGCUAUAUUAAAGGACCCUGAGGACCAGACAGAGAUGUAUGUGGUGUACGCGAACCGAACCGAAGACGAUAUUUUGCUGAAGAAAGAGCUUGAUGGUUGGGCUAAGGAGCAUGAUCGGUUAAAGGUGUGGUACGUGGUGCAAGAAUCAAUCAGGGAAGGAUGGGAAUAUAGCUUGGGUUUCAUCACGGAAAUUAUAUUGAGGGAGCACAUCCCGGAGGGCACAAUCGACACUCUUGCGCUGGCUUGUGGGCCGCCGCCAAUGAUUCAGUUUGCUGUGCAGCCUAAUUUAGAGAAGAUGAACUAUGACGUCAAGGAUUCUUUGUUGGUUUUUUAAAAAGAAAAAAAGGAAAAGUCUUACAGGAUGGAUGAGAUGAAAUGACGAAGUCUUUGUGUACAUGAAUAUUAUGUUCCUUGCAUUAUUCCUUUUUGAAAAUUGUUUUUAUUCACUUUUCCUUGUAUCGUUAAUUUUUCACUUUAAAAAUUGAAGAAAGUUGCUUGGAAAAAGACUAUAUCGAAGUGCAUACUAUUUGACGA
This is a messenger RNA of Durio zibethinus, 3247 nucleotides long. RefSeq names its product nitrate reductase [NADH]-like. NCBI's taxonomy places the organism in Eukaryota, Viridiplantae, Streptophyta, Magnoliopsida, Malvales, Malvaceae. Gene Ontology annotation, biological process: nitrate assimilation; nitric oxide biosynthetic process; sulfur compound metabolic process. The record is from RefSeq and is a predicted model, not a curated record. Gene Ontology annotation, molecular function: nitrate reductase (NADPH) activity; heme binding; molybdopterin cofactor binding.